This is a messenger RNA of Pocillopora verrucosa, 2829 nucleotides long. RefSeq lists its product as uncharacterized. Gene Ontology annotation, molecular function: calcium ion binding. The record is from RefSeq and is a predicted model, not a curated record. Lineage: Eukaryota; Metazoa; Cnidaria; Anthozoa; Scleractinia; Pocilloporidae.
AUGUGGGCUCCAGACGAUUCUAACAGCAACACGGUACACUUUUCAUUUCGUAUCGGUUGGAGACGAUCAAGCAGUCAUAGUCUUAAGUGUGACCAAAACAUGAUUAGCAGUCACCAACUUAUUAAUUACGGAGGCUUAUGGGAAGCAAGAUGUGACAAUUCGUCUAAUUCACUGUGUGGGUCUUCGCUUGCCAUUUCAAACAUCAACUUCUACUGCACUGAUUAUAGUGUGUCUGAAGAUUGGACAGUGGGCGAAAAUAACUUCACUUACACUUUCAAUGACAGCGAAAAGCAGUGGCACGUGAGUUUUUCAGGUUGCUGUUGGAUUUCUCUGAGUCAUUACGCCGGUUCCACAGAUUGGAAAGUAGAAACUGCAAUAAACCUCGCUCCACGAUCGGAUAACGGAAAAAUUAACUCAUCUCCUGUAACUCGAAGUCCAGCCAUUGUUCGAUUUCCAGGAGGUUGUCGUCAGUCAUUUCGAAUUCCAGUUGAAGACCCAGAUGGCGAUACAGUGAAAUGUCGCUCUGCGACUCAUUCGGAGUCCGUCAUAGUCGAUGCAAGUUUUCCUUACGGUGAAUUGGAUGAGAAAGCUUGCGUUCUAACAUACAAUGGGUCGCAAGCAGCAGUUGGCGGAAUGUUUGUAGUAGCAUUAACCUUAGAAGACUUUCCAGCGGGGACUACAAACUUCGGUAGCGUUACACCGUUCAGCAGUAUCCCAUUACAGUUUCUGGCCAUGGUGAUUAGUAACCAUACUGGCCAUUGUGACGAAAAGCCUGUCUUUACAGCAUCCACCCCAAAAGAUGGCGAAUGUUCCGAUGUCCCCAUUGCCUCUGCAUAUGGAGCAGUGAUCGAAGUACAGGUUGCAGACUUCUCAAAAUCCAUUGUGGAAAUAAGCACUGCAUCUCCAAGUGGAAUGCAACUUACAUCUUUGCGCAAUCAUGGACAAAUCUACUACCGAAAUGUCACAUGGUACCCCAGUCAACAUCAAAUUGGACAGCAAUUGUUCUGUUUUAAGGCCCGCGACUCUGCUGGACUGGAAAGUGACUGGCGAUGUGUGACAAUUCUCGUUGGCAUGAGCAGUACUCCGCGAGUCACUUUAGCAAGUCGCAUACCCAUAACACCCGUGAGCAGAUAUGGAUCAGGUUAUUCCAACUGGAGCGUUCAGUUUGACCGAUUGAUAAAGAAACCUCGAACAUCGUCUUACAUAAGACUCGUCUUGCUGCCCAGUGGACAAACUGUCUACAAAGUGGACGCACUCUCUCAAAACGUGACAAUUGGUAGUAAUUCAACCACACUGCAUUUUGCGAUUCCGCAUCCUGUGCUGAGCAUGGAUGGAUUAUAUGCAAUCCUGAUAGAUAAAGGAGUUGUUGUUGGACAGGGCUGUGCCUCUGGCGGUACACCCACACCCGGAAUAUCAUCCUCGAAUGCCUGGAGAUUCUACGUAGAUGGCGUUUGUUCUUCUGGAUAUUCUCUUCGCUCACCUGACUUCCAAAGCUGUGUUGAUGUAAAUGAAUGUGCCUACUCUGGUUCCAGAGGUGAAAUUUUCUUGUCUGUACAUUGGAACGCUUCAGGUCCGUCAAAUAUUUUUCCGGAGUUCACGUUAACCGCAGGUUGUGAUCAGGACUGUGACAACACUCCCGGAAAUUACAGCUGUUCCUGUGAAAGGGGAUUUCAACUGCAGUCGAACGGGAAGUCUUGUACAGAUAUCAACGAAUGUAUCAUCAAUAAUGGCGGCUGUAGUCAUCAGUGCUUCAACAUACCUGGAACAUUUUACUGCGGAUGUCCUAAAGGAUUAACGAUGGGGAGAAACAAUUUGACCUGUGUUGACCGAGCUGCAAGGGUUACGUGUGGGGAGAACAGUAUGAUGGUCUCUCUUGGAAAGGAAAGAUUCCACUACUUUACAGUCAAUCAACUACGCUUGCGCUAUGCCUCAUGCAAAGCCACCGAGAAUUCCACCCACUUCUUGAUCAGCACCUCUUUAGAUAGUUGUGGGACUCAGCGAAACGAAACCGAAGACUACUUAAUCUUUUGGAAUGAGGUCCUGGCCGACGCCCUGAUAAUCGAUGGUGUGGUUACUCGUUCACAUGAUAUAAAAAUGCCAUUUUACUGCCGAUACUCCAGAAAGAAGUUAAUGAGUCUGGCCUUCACACCUCAGAGGAUUUACUUCGGGAAUGAAACGGGAUAUGGUUCGUUCACCUUCAACUUGGACUUCUACGGGAAUUCGUCAUUUGCCACGCCCUUAACGGAGCAAGACUACCCUCUAUCACUGGCUCUGAAUGAAUUUGUUUAUUUACAGUACAGUGUGGCGUCCACAGCUGACCUAGUCAUCAUGGCUGAGAACUGUAAGGCGACUAAAGACGCAAGCUUCUAUUCGUGGCCGCAAUACACCUUCCUACAAAAUGGAUGCCCCACAGAUUCAACGCUUGAAUACAAUUAUAGUCCAACACGACACUACCAACAGUUUAAAAUCAGAACGCACAGAUUUUGGAACGACUACGAUAUAGUGUACUUCCAUUGUGAGCUACUGGCCUGUCAUCAUAAUUCUCCGGAUUCCAGGUGCAGUAAGGGCUGUAUAAAGAACAAGAGAAAGAGAAGAGAAGUGACAAGAGAUGUUGGAGACCAAGAGGAAAGUACAAACAAAAUCAUUCUUACAGGUGGACCUGUAGUGUUCGAGGCGGCAAAAGAAGACAAACCACUCGAUCACCGUAGGUUUUCGAAAAAAAAACUCCCCAAGCAGGGUGUGCAUGCAGUUCUGAUAGGUGGUGUGGCAGGUGCUAGAGUAUUUGGAAUGGUCGUAGUUGUAGCUGUGGCUGUUUUGUCGGUCAUGUAA